Molecule: messenger RNA, 1050 nt
Organism: Puma concolor (puma)
Lineage: Eukaryota; Metazoa; Chordata; Mammalia; Carnivora; Felidae
Gene: TRUB1
Product: TruB pseudouridine synthase family member 1
Biological process (GO): tRNA modification; mRNA pseudouridine synthesis
Cellular component (GO): nucleus
Molecular function (GO): RNA binding; pseudouridine synthase activity
Source: RefSeq, a predicted model, not a curated record
AUGGCAGCUGCUGAGGCGGCGGUGGUAUCGUCAUCUUUGGAAACAGACACGGCCCGGGUCCCUGAAACUGCAGGAGCAGCCGCAGCAACGGCCGCCACCUCAUCAGCGACGGCUGCAGCCGCGGCGGUUGCGGCCGCCGCCAGGACCGGAUCCGAAGCCACGGCCUCCAAGGCCGCCUUGGCUAAUAAGCUGCUGUCCCUGAGCGGCGUGUUCGCCGUGCACAAGCCCAAAGGGCCCACUUCAGCCGAGCUGCUGAAUCGGCUGAAGGAGAAGCUGCUAGCAGAAGCUGGAAUGCCUUCUCCAGAAUGGGCCAAAAGGAAAAAGCAGACUUUGAAAAUUGGACAUGGAGGGACACUAGACAGUGCUGCCCGAGGAGUUCUGGUGGUUGGAAUCGGAAGGGGGACAAAAAUGUUGACCAGUAUGUUGUCAGGGUCCAAGAGGUACACCGCCAUUGGGGAGCUGGGGAAAGCUACUGACACGCUAGAUUCCACCGGCAAAGUAACAGAAGAAAAGCCUUACGAUAAAAUAACACAAGAAGAUAUUGAAGGCAUUCUGCAGAAAUUUACUGGGAAUAUAAUGCAGGUACCUCCCCUCUAUUCUGCAUUAAAGAAAGACGGACAGAGACUUUCAACCUUGAUGAAGAGAGGUGAAAUAGUAGAAGCGAAACCUGCCAGGCCAGUUACGGUGUACAGUCUCUCCCUUCAGAAAUUCCAGCCACCAUUUUUCACAUUAGAUGUUGAAUGUGGAGGAGGUUUUUAUAUCAGAAGCUUGGUCAGUGACAUUGGCAAAGAACUGUCUUCCUGUGCCAACGUCCUAGAGCUGACCCGAACCAAGCAGGGGCCGUUUACACUAGAAGAGCAUGCCCUUCCUGAAGACAAGUGGACAAUUGAUGACAUCGCCCAGUCUCUAGAACAUUGCUCAUCUCUUCUCCCGGCAGAGCUGGCACUUAAAAAGUCAAAACCUGAGGAGUCUAAUGAACAAGUUUUGAGCUGUGAAUAUAUAACCCUAAAUGAGACAAAGGGAGAAGAGGAUAUAAUUAAGGCCUCUUAA